Molecule: messenger RNA, 703 nt
Organism: Suillus plorans
Lineage: Eukaryota; Fungi; Basidiomycota; Agaricomycetes; Boletales; Suillaceae
Exons: 6
Coding region: 264-605 (113 amino acids)
Source: RefSeq, a predicted model, not a curated record
UCAUGAGAGACCAUCGUUGUCUCUGUCGCGAAUUCAUUGCAUGCUCUUGUUUUCUUUUGAUACGGGGCUCUUGCCACUUACCCAGAUAAGUUCAAUCUCUUGUCCUAGUGUUAAGGCCCAAUCGCAUAUCACCACGACGCCAGCAGCAAUUGUGCAAUAGGUGAAAAAGAUAUUCAAACUGAUAUAUGGCCAGUCACUGGGAUCAUUUGAGACGUAAGUCAUGUUUGAGGGAUGGGUGAGCGAGUGGGGAAUGUCAGUGGUGUAUGAUGAUAGUGUUCCUGCUAUAUAUACCACUGUUCAGCCCUUGUAUCGCCACAAUCGGCGUGAUGGAGAUAGAAAUUCGAUUUCGCCUCAAGAUCCUUGAUCAGGUGAAAGGGUGCGAAAUCAAACAAAAAGCCGGGAAUCAAAGUAGACUUUUAUUUCCAACUCACUAUUACGCACGGGACUACUUCAACACCAGGAAAGUUCCAGUCGUUCUUGAUGUCGACAACUUAUUUCCAACACGAUUUUUUGCUUGUGUUUGCUGCGAGCUUGGAAAAAUUGAAGAGUUCCGUGAAACAAGUAUUACACACUCUUCGGCAUCGCUGGCUGAGCCCGAGGUGUGAUAUCCCCCCGAUUACUCUUAUGGAACAAGGGUCAUCUCAUCUGUCGCCUGGUACGCUCGAAUCAUUCGGCUAUCAUGAUCAUAUCAGAAUGAUGAACG